UAGGUUUUUAUCCCCAAAUGCAAAAGGUACCACAGUGUGUGUGUAGCCUAAUAGAAGAAACAACACUGUUUUUUACCAUUCACAAUAUAUACAAUUUUCACUCCAGUGGCGAUUUACUUUCUUUGUGUGUUGGAUGCAAAUUUUGUGGAUUUGGAAGUGGUGGAGAAUCAACUACAUUAAGAACACAUCGAAAAGUGUGCCACUGAGUUAAGAACAGUACUUCUUGAUUGUUGUUUGUUGUUGUUUUGACCGAAGCAACAACAACAUGGGUUCGUUAUUCCGUAGUGAGGAGAUGACCUUGUGUCAGCUCUUUUUGCAGAGUGAAGCGGCCUAUGCUUGCGUUUCCGAAUUAGGUGAAUUGGGUCUGGUACAAUUCAGAGACCUCAAUCCCGAUGUAAACGUUUUCCAACGUAAAUUCGUGAAUGAAGUGCGUCGCUGUGAUGAGAUGGAGCGUAAAUUGCGUUAUUUGGAAAAGGAAAUCAAAAAGGAUGGCAUACCAAUGUUGGAUACUGGCGAAAGUCCGGAAGCACCACAACCCAGAGAAAUGAUUGAUUUGGAAGCUACUUUUGAAAAAUUGGAAAACGAAUUGCGUGAAGUUAACCAAAACGCGGAGGCAUUAAAACGCAAUUUCUUGGAGCUAACUGAAUUGAAGCAUAUUUUGCGCAAAACACAAGUUUUCUUCGAUGAGACGGUGUCAACAGUUUCUUACAAUACCUCCUCCUCCACUACUACUUUUAAAUCACGCUGGCGCUAUGGACGGAGACAGAUGGCCGACAAUCAGAAUGAGGAUGAGCAGGCGCAGUUGCUGGGGGAAGAGGCUGGCAUGCGCGCCAGUCAGCCUGGACAGAAUUUGAAACUUGGUUUUGUUGCUGGUGUAAUACUGCGCGAGCGCUUGGCUGCCUUUGAGCGCAUGCUGUGGCGCGCCUGUCGCGGCAAUGUCUUUCUGCGUCAAGCCAUGAUUGAGUCACCGCUCGAGGACCCCUCGAAUGGUGAUCAGGUGUACAAGUCGGUGUUCAUCAUCUUCUUCCAAGGUGAUCAGCUGAAGUCACGCGUCAAGAAGAUAUGCGAAGGCUUUCGCGCCACACUCUAUCCAUGCCCCGAGGCACCGGCCGAUCGCCGUGAAAUGGCCAUGGGCGUGAUGACACGCAUUGAGGAUUUGAAUACGGUGCUGGGGCAAACGCAGGAUCAUCGUCAUCGCGUGCUGGUCGCUGCCGCCAAGAAUCUGAAGAAUUGGUUUGUAAAAGUGCGCAAAAUCAAGGCCAUCUAUCACACGUUGAAUCUCUUCAAUUUGGAUGUGACACAAAAGUGUCUGAUCGCCGAAUGCUGGGUGCCGGUGCUGGACAUCGAGACCAUACAGCUGGCAUUGCGUCGCGGCACGGAGCGUUCUGGCUCGUCGGUGCCACCGAUUUUGAAUCGCAUGCAAACGUUUGAGAAUCCGCCAACCUAUAAUCGGACCAAUAAGUUUACCAAAGCUUUUCAAACGCUCAUCGAUGCAUAUGGCGUGGCUGGGUAUCGUGAAAUGAAUCCGGCACCGUAUACGAUUAUAACGUUCCCCUUUCUCUUCGCUGUGAUGUUUGGUGAUCUCGGUCAUGGCACACUCAUGGCACUAUUCGGUUUGUGGAUGAUACGCAAGGAGAAGGGUUUGGCUGCGCAGAAAACUACAAAUGAAAUUUGGAAUAUAUUCUUCGGUGGUCGUUACAUAAUAUUCCUAAUGGGCGUAUUCUCUAUGUAUACCGGCUUUAUUUAUAAUGAUAUCUUCUCGAAAUCAUUGAAUAUAUUCGGUUCACAUUGGCAUAUCAACUACAAUCGGACAACAGUGCAGAAUAAUAAACAUUUGCAAUUGAAUCCGAGCACUGCUGACUACGAGGGUGAACCCUAUCCGUUCGGUAUGGAUCCCAUUUGGCAGGUGGCCACGGCCAAUAAGAUUAUCUUUCAGAAUUCAUACAAAAUGAAGAUAUCGAUUAUAUUCGGUGUGAUUCAUAUGAUUUUCGGCGUGUCAUUGAGUCUGCACAAUCACACUUACUUCAAGAACCGCAAUGCUAUACUCUAUGAAUUCAUACCACAAUUGAUCUUCUUGAUUAUGAUGUUCUUCUAUUUGGCUCUCUUGAUGUUCAUCAAAUGGAAUAGAUAUGCUGCGACUAAUCUACCUCCUUAUUCUGCUGGCUGUGCUCCCUCGAUUUUGAUUACUUUCAUUGAUAUGGUAUUGGGUAAUGAACCGAAGAAACCACUUGAGGGCUGCAACCCGUAUAUGUAUGCUGGACAAUCAUUCUUCCAGAAUUUGUUCCGUUUCAUCGCACUUUGCUGUAUACCCGUCAUGCUGCUCGGCAAGCCACUGAAGAUCAUACAACAGCGUCGACAAGCAAACCGCCAAAAUCUCACCGGCGCCACUAGCGAUGCUGAAGUGGGCAUGACCAAUGGCACUGCUGGCGGUGUGGCCGGACACGGUGGCGGCGGCGACCCACACGAGGAGGAAGAACUUUCGGAAAUCGCCAUACAUCAAGGUAUACACACCAUUGAAUUCGUUUUGGGCUCCGUCUCGCAUACAGCAUCGUAUUUGCGUUUGUGGGCAUUGUCUUUGGCACACGCACAAUUGGCUGAGGUUUUAUGGAAUAUGGUACUAUCGAUUGGCUUGAAGCAGGAGGGCUGGACCGGCGGUAUUAUGCUGACCAUUGUCUUCGCCUUCUGGGCCAUACUCACUGUGGGCAUUUUGGUGUUGAUGGAGGGUUUGUCAGCAUUUUUGCAUACGCUACGUCUGCACUGGGUUGAAUUCCAGAGCAAGUUUUACAAGGGUACCGGUUACGCUUUUCAACCGUUCGCUUUCGAUCUGAUUAUCGAGAAUGGUAGUGCCGCUGCAGUGGAAGGUGCUGAGUAAAUCAUUGUAUGUCGUUGAUUUGUUUGAAACAUAUUGAGAGUAAUGACAACGACAUUGGUAGCUCCGCAACACAGCACAUUAACAUUGAAGAAUUUAUGCACACAUACAUUUAUAAUAAAAAAAGUAAUUAAUUGAAUAUGUAUUAAGAGGUUAUUGAAUUGAAUUUAAUAUGUAACAUUCACAUAAAACUAAACUUAUUGAAUUUAGUGGCAUUACAUAUACAUAUAUAUACACACAUAUAAUACUAUAAUCACAUACAUAUAUAUUACAUGUUUAAUACAACCAAAAAGAAGGCUUCUGGUAUGAUUUGUAAGACGAUUUGAGGAAUCGUUUGGAAUACUUGUUACUUGGCAAAUGAGAUUAACCAAUAUAGUACUACAUAUGCAUAUAUAUUUACAUACCUAUACAGUUUUGUGUUUCAUGUAAUAAAUUUUAAUGUUACAUAAAUAAACGCUUUUAGCAUUCAUAGACAAGCAUAAACAAUGUAUGUAUGCAUACAAAAAUAUAUGAAUUUAAUUAUAUAUGUAUGUACGUAGUUGUUAUUGGCAAUUAAUAAUAAUACGCAUUUCUAUGUAUUUUUUUUAUAAUAAAACAUCUUUAUUUUCCUCAA
Zeugodacus cucurbitae (melon fly) is the source of this 3482-nucleotide messenger RNA. It is a transcript of the gene Vha100-1, whose product is annotated as V-type proton ATPase 116 kDa subunit a 1. The transcript is spliced from 11 exons. Lineage: Eukaryota; Metazoa; Arthropoda; Insecta; Diptera; Tephritidae. Gene Ontology annotation, biological process: proton transmembrane transport; vacuolar acidification. The coding region runs from base 266 to 2872 and encodes 868 amino acids. Gene Ontology annotation, cellular component: plasma membrane; vacuolar proton-transporting V-type ATPase, V0 domain; vacuolar proton-transporting V-type ATPase complex. The record is from RefSeq and is a predicted model, not a curated record. Gene Ontology annotation, molecular function: ATPase binding; proton-transporting ATPase activity, rotational mechanism.